Danaus chrysippus (African queen) is the source of this 936-nucleotide messenger RNA. The record is from the annotation of a GenBank genome assembly. NCBI's taxonomy places the organism in Eukaryota, Metazoa, Arthropoda, Insecta, Lepidoptera, Nymphalidae.
AUGAAUUUAAGUACUACGACUCGCAAACAAGACCAAGGUGAUGUUCAAGACCCUUUUGUUUCAUCAACGUCCAAUAUAAAACCAAGAAUAAGGCACAUAAGACCCGAUUACAUUGGACUGUAUUAUCCUAUCCCAAGAAGUAAUCACACUAUGGUUAAUUUUACAGCAGAUCACAACAUGGUUAAAAAUAAGGCAGUAGGACUAUCUACAUCAAGAGCCUUAACUCUAGUUGCUAUUAUAUUUGUGAUGUCACUAACAGCUUUGGGACUAUUAUACUCACAAUUCCCUGAAUUAGAAGUAGAAGAGAAGCAACAUAUGAAGCUACCUAUGGACCUUGAAGAUGCUAAACAAUUAGGUCUUGUUUUAGAUCGAUAUAAGGAAAAGUACUUUUAUGAAGUAUUAAUGGGUGUGUUCAUGGUGUACAUAUUUUUACAAACUUUUGCAAUACCUGGGUCAAUAUUCCUGAGUAUUUUGUCUGGAUUUCUAUUUCCAUUUUACCUAGCACUUGUGCUUGUUUGCUGUUGUUCAGCUAUUGGUGCAAGUUUGUGUUUCUUCUUAUCAAAUCUCUUAGGAAAAAGAUUAGUUAGGAAAUUCUUCCCAGAAAGGGCAGAACAAUGGUCAAAGGCUGUGACAAAACACAAAAACAACUUGCUUAAUUACAUAAUAUUUUUAAGAGUGACCCCAUUUUUACCAAAUUGGUUCAUCAAUAUGUCUGCUCCGGUUAUUGGGGUUCCUCUUGUGCCAUUUGCUUUAGGGACAUUUAUUGGAGUGGCGCCACCAUCGUUUGUGGCUAUCCAAGCUGGUCAGACACUUCACACCCUCACUUCAACUAGUGAUGCCUGGUCCUGGACUUCGGUCACUAUUCUGACCAUAUUUGCUCUAAUUUCACUAGUCCCUGUUUUACUUAAACAGAAACUAAAAGAAAAGUUUGAAUAA